Equus quagga is the source of this 759-nucleotide messenger RNA. RefSeq names its product centromere-associated protein E-like. The transcript is spliced from 6 exons. NCBI's taxonomy places the organism in Eukaryota, Metazoa, Chordata, Mammalia, Perissodactyla, Equidae. The coding region runs from base 9 to 608 and encodes 199 amino acids. The record is from RefSeq and is a predicted model, not a curated record.
UCUUACAGAUGCAACUAAUUCAUGAAAUUUCCAACUUAAAGAAUUUAGUUAAGCAUGCAGAAGUGUGUAAUCAAGAUCUUGAGAAUGAACUAAGUUCAAAAGUAGAGCUGCUUAGAGAAAAGGAAGACCAGAUUAAAAAGCUACAGAAAUACAUAGACACUCAAAAAUCAGAAAAUGUGAACAUGGACUUGUCAUACUCAUCGGAAAACAUUCAAGACCUCAAACAGAUGAAACAGACUCUGUUCGAUGCUGAGGCUGUAGCCCUCGAUGCCAAGAGAGAAGCAGCCUGUCUCAGGAGUGAAAAUCUGGAGCUGAAAGAGAAAAUGAAAGAACUUGCAAGUGCAUGCAAGCAAAUGGAAAAUGAUAUUCAGUUAUAUCAAAGGCAGUUGGAGGCAAAGAAGAAAAUGCAAGUUGAUCUGGAGAAAGAAUUACAAUCUUCUUUUAAUGAAAUAGCAAAACUCACCUGCCUUAUAGAUGGAAAAGUUCCAAAAGAUUUGCUCUGUAAUUUGGAAUCAGGAAGAAAGAUUACUGAUCUCCAGAAAGAACUGAAUAAAGAAGUUGAAGAAAAUGAAGUUUGCAUAAAGAAGUUAAUUUGCUCUCAGAGUUGAAAUCUUUACCCUCAGAAGUAGAAAUGCUAAGGAAAGAGAUAAAUGACAAAUCUGAAGAGCUCUAUAAAAUAACAUCAGAAAAAGACAAAUUGUUUUCUGAAGUAGUUCAUAAAGAGAGUAGAAUUCAAGAUUUACUUGAAGAAGUUGGGAA